UAUUUGUAUUUGUAUUUGUAUUUGUAUUUGUAUUUGUAUUGUAUUUGAUUGUAUUUAAUUGAAGUCGUAGUCAUUUUACAUUAUUGUGUGCAGCGCACACCCUUUUUUUAUAUUGGUUGUAUGAUUUUUUUGGUAUGGGCUUUGAACUAUCAAUUGACAUCGCAAGUGUUUAACAACUAGCCAUAAUAAAUUCAAGUUAAUAUGUCUGAUAAACUUCCAUUCAGUGUACGUGCUACUGAUGUCAUCCACAGAGUCUCCGUUUUAGGAUUAGUUGGUAUUUGUGUUGUUGGAAUAGGUUCCAUAACUUUUAAUGUAUAUGCUAAUUCCGAUUUUGCUCCAUGGAAUAAAGAUAAAUUAAAAUUCAAUAAGGAAGAGUAUCAUAAGGCUCGUACAGAAGGUGCUGAAGCUGGUAAUAAGGAAUAAUUUCAAAAGUAAUAUACAUUCUUAAUAUUACUUAAUAUAUUCUACUAUUUCUUAUCCUAAUACUUUCCAAUUCCAAUUCCAAUUUAUUUGUACAUAGAAGAUAUAAUUGAUUAAAAUCAUUAUUUAAAAUUAUAUUAAACA
Messenger RNA from Scheffersomyces amazonensis, 564 nucleotides. RefSeq lists its product as uncharacterized. NCBI's taxonomy places the organism in Eukaryota, Fungi, Ascomycota, Pichiomycetes, Serinales, Debaryomycetaceae. The record is from RefSeq and is a predicted model, not a curated record. Bases 202 to 423 code for a protein of 73 amino acids. The transcript has a single exon.